Molecule: messenger RNA, 2565 nt
Organism: Orbilia oligospora ATCC 24927
Lineage: Eukaryota; Fungi; Ascomycota; Orbiliomycetes; Orbiliales; Orbiliaceae
Exons: 7
Coding region: 1-2565 (854 amino acids)
Biological process (GO): ERAD pathway
Cellular component (GO): endoplasmic reticulum membrane
Molecular function (GO): protein binding
Source: RefSeq, a predicted model, not a curated record
AUGGCGAGAAAACGGCCAUAUGGUGUUUAUAUCUUCUUGUUUCUCUCCACGCUAUCGCUUGCAGCUCACGCGAUAGAACCCGUACCGGAGCAUCGGGACGUUCAGAAACCGUUCGGUGUACGACACGGCGAUAUAUUAAACGAUGUUAUCGAUAAUCAAGAUCAACCCGAGGGAGCUGAAUCCCAACAAUAUGUCACCGAGGCCCUCGAGCUCUUAAAUACCAUCCGUCCACCCCUAUCCAAUUCAAGACGCAAGGAUUCAACAUCGUAUUGGAUUCAUCAGGGUCUAUACUGGCUCCAGACGACGCUGGAUUUCUUAUUCGUUGCCAAUGUUCCGACACAGGAAGAACCGUUGAAUGGAGAGGCUCGAAGUGCUCCGGCACAGAUGAGCAAAACGCUCCUUGAGGCGGAGAAUCUACUUAUGAGGGCUUUGUCGAUGAAAAACCCGGAUGCGAUGUAUCUGUUGGCGGAAAUGAACUUCUAUGGCAAUUGGUCGCACCCAAGGAAUACCGCAACAGCAUUUGGUUUCUACAAAGAACUGGCAUCUCUUACGGGAAACAGUACGGCUCAAAGCAUGCUUGGCUUUUUGUAUGCGACUGGCUAUGGUGGCAUCAUACAAAAAGACCAAGGCAAGGCAUUGUUGUAUCAUACAUUCGCUGCCCUCGGAGGGAAUGCUCGAUCAGAAAUGACGCUAGCCUACCGAUACCAUGCUGGAAUCGGCGCACCUAGGAAUUGCGAGGAAGCAGCAUUCUUCUACAAACGAGUCGCCGACAAGGCAAUGGCUUAUUACCAUUCCGGGCCACCAGGUGGUCACUAUCUUCCACGCAACAACCAUAAAAUCGUCGACGAAAUAGGUGGUACCUAUGGCGCUGGGGCUAGCGUUGGACACACCGGCCGAUUAUCAAAAAGAAACGAUCAUAAUUCGCUCUCCUUAAUCGACGAUAUCAUUGAGUACCUCUUACUGCUAAGCAACAAAGGAGAUCUAGCUGCAACCCAGCAGCUUGCCAAACUGUAUUACGACGGGCCUAGAGGGCUCGCUCGUGACCUUAGGAAGGCUCGGGAUCUGUACUUCCAGUUGGCUAAGAAGAUGUGGACUAAGGAUGGUAAAGAGGUCAAAGAUCCAUCAGAUACCGUCAUCGAGGUUGCUGCGAAGGCAGCAGGGCACCUUGGGAGGAUGUACUUGAGAGGAGAAGCCGUUCCCCAGGAUUUUGCCCUCGCGAGGAGAUGGUUUGCGAGGGGCUUGAAAUAUUCCGAUACAGUAUCACAGCACGGGAUGGCUUAUCUCUACGAGCACGGUCUUGCAGGCUUGGAGAAAAAUGCGGAGAAAGCAACCAAACUCUAUAAGUCAGCGGCCGAGGAUGACCAUGGUGCGGCCCAAGUUGCUAUUGGUAAAAUCUUCUACGGCAAAGGCGAGUACGCUAUCGCGAACAAGUGGUUUGAGUUAGCUACGCGCCAUGGCGAAGUUGAAGCAUAUUACUACCUAGCAGAGAUCAAUAACCAAGGAAAUGGGCGAGAAAGGAGCUGUGGUAUGGCCACGCUAUAUUUUAAGCACGUUGCCGAGAAGGUAGAGGCUCUGCAAGCACCGCUUGAAUGGUCCCACCGGAUGUAUAAGAGCGGCAACAAGGACGUAGCUAUCAUUGGAUUCAUGAUGGCGGCAGAACAAGGCUAUGAGAGUGGCCAGGCGAAUACUGCUUACCUACUCGACCAAUUGAAGAGUCGAUUUCCGUUGGAUUGGUGGCGUGUCAGGCACAGUGAUGCCUUGGAUGAAGAGUUGGCCUUGAUGUAUUGGACGAGAUCCGCUAAGCAGCAGAAUAUCGACAGUUACGUCAAAAUGGGCGACUACUAUCUUGCCGGGGUGGGAACUGAAGCAGACGCUGAGAAGGCUGCGGCUUGUUAUACUGCUGCAUCCGAGUUCACGCAGAGCGCACAAGCAUUGUGGAAUCUUGGUUGGAUGUAUGAGAACGGAAUCGGUGUCGGACAGGACUACCACCUUGCGAAACGGUAUUAUGACCAAGCGUUGGAGACGAAUACCGAAGCAUACCUACCGGUUACGCUAAGUCUAGUGAGGUUGAGAGUAAGGAGCUUUUGGAAUACUGUUACCGGUGGAUCAAUUAAUGCUAUUGGGUCGGAUCCGGAGCCGGAGAAAAAGGUAACUGUGAUGGAGUGGCUAAAGCGGUGGUUUUCCGACGAGAAGCCUCAGUAUACACAUAAUAGGCCUGGGGAGUUCGCGGACCAAGAGGCGGAUGCCGCACAUGGCGGUCAGGAUGGUGAUAAAGCUCAUCAGGCAGACCCGGGACAUGAGUUUUACGGGGAUGAGGACGAAGAAUUCGUGGAGAAUAUGGUAAUCCUGGGAGUCAUGUUCGUGAUUGCAGGUUUGAUAUGGUACAGGAACUGGAGGGCACAGCAACGAGACCAACAACGAAGAAGGGCUGGACAGGCACCAGCGCAAGGGCCUGGUAACGGACACGCUCCGGCUCCCCCACCCGGACCCCAGCCCCCACCAGGAUUCCAGGGGUUUGAUCCAAGGAAUAAUGCCUGGCAUGUUCCGCCACCCGCUGGCCAAUAA